AAAGAGACUGGUAUACUUUUUCCAACUAUUUUUCCCUGUUGGAUAAAUAAAAUUUUUACGUGAUAUAUGAUCACCGGUAGUAAGUAGUUUUUGUUAUAAAUAAAAUAAAAGAAGGCAACGAAAUGGAGGAUGGAGAUAAUAAAAUAAUGUCUGAAUUAAGCGAUGAUAAAAAGUCAUUCGCUGGUAUACCUGAAGCAGACUUUGUGGAAGAUGUUGAUGCUUUCAUGGCACUACCCGAGAACAAUGGCCAGGUGGACAAAGUACUUAAAAGGCUGGAUGAAAAUCACAGCAAGUACAAAUUCAUGGAGUUCAAUUUAGCCAGCAAGAGGCGGAGACUUAGGUCCCAAAUUCCCGAGCUGGAGAGAGCACUGGAGAUGAUAAAAAAAUUACAGGCUGAAAAAAACAGCAGCCAAGAUCUUGAGACUCAGUUUUUGUUGUCUGAACAAGUGUUUGCUAAAGCAAUAGUUCCACCAACUGACAAAGUGUGCCUGUGGCUCGGUGCUAAUGUCAUGUUGGAGUACACUCUCGAUGACGCACAAGAACUGAUGGUUAAAAAUAUUGAAACCGCUAAAACGAAGUUAAUUCAAGUCGAGCAUGACUUGGACUUCAUUCGCGAUCAGUUUACGACAACUGAAGUUAACAUGGCGCGAGUUUACAACUGGGAUGUCAAGAAGAGGCAAGCAGCUAAAUCUUCGUCUAAAUAAUCAUACAUUGUAUUAUUAUCAUUAAAGUCAUAAUUAAUUUCACCUUAAUUAUAAAAAAAAACUCCACGCUUUUAAAAAACAAAUUAUUUUAAGCAGUAAUAAAUUUAUUUGAAUUUUUAAUUGCGUUAA
This is a messenger RNA of Microplitis mediator, 833 nucleotides long. It is a transcript of the gene mgr, whose product is annotated as prefoldin subunit 3. NCBI's taxonomy places the organism in Eukaryota, Metazoa, Arthropoda, Insecta, Hymenoptera, Braconidae. The coding region runs from base 123 to 704 and encodes 193 amino acids. The record is from RefSeq and is a predicted model, not a curated record. Gene Ontology annotation, cellular component: prefoldin complex; cytoplasm. Gene Ontology annotation, molecular function: tubulin binding. The transcript has 2 exons. Gene Ontology annotation, biological process: protein folding; tubulin complex assembly; microtubule-based process.